AUGGGGUUUAUUCGGUUUGGUGUUUCUGGUGUGCCGCAGUGUGCCCUGUUUCAUUUGUGUGGACUUUGUGAGCGAGGUGCGGUGAAUGAGACGGGGGUGGGACGGCGAGGGCGAAGCUGUGCUACAAUAUCACCGGCAGGAAUUGUCCGGCGAUAUCGGUUCACUACAUGCAUGCGCACGCCCGCAAGUGUGCAUUACACUGUACACGUUAUAGCCGCAAUGAUGUACAGUCAACCACACCGAGUAGUGCACCCCCAUGCAAGGUUCCAACGACAUGCAAUACUCGCAUCUUGCACUAAUGAAUGGGGUCACACAAAAUACUCGUUCACAAGCGUCUGGCGCCUCUCGGAACGACUCUGCUCAGCGUGUGCAGUUAGCAACUCGCGCUUUGCAACGUGCAAAUGA
Chondrus crispus (carragheen) is the source of this 405-nucleotide messenger RNA. RefSeq lists its product as hypothetical. The transcript has a single exon. The record is from RefSeq and is a predicted model, not a curated record. NCBI's taxonomy places the organism in Eukaryota, Rhodophyta, Florideophyceae, Gigartinales, Gigartinaceae. Bases 1 to 405 code for a protein of 134 amino acids.